Molecule: messenger RNA, 546 nt
Organism: Carya illinoinensis
Lineage: Eukaryota; Viridiplantae; Streptophyta; Magnoliopsida; Fagales; Juglandaceae
Exons: 1
Coding region: 1-546 (181 amino acids)
Source: RefSeq, a predicted model, not a curated record
AUGUCCCUACCCUCUCCUGUACCACCUUCCCGACACAUCUCUCAAUCUGGAUUCACCCCGUGUAUUAUUUGUACUGAUCCCGUGGAUGAGUCUAUGCAGGCAACUACUUCUAAUGCAGGUUCUUCUCUGCCACACUCGAACUCCAACCCGGCUUCUCCUGAGCCUGUCACUGAGUUACCUCUAAUUGCUCGCACUCCUGUUCCGGCUGCUCCAUUAGGCUCCCAUCCUAUGGUCACACGUGCCAAGGCCGGCAUCUUCAAAACUCGCCACCCAGCGCAUCUUGGUCUUGUGGGCUCCUCUGGUCUUCUCUAUGCUCUUCUUACAUCCAUUGAGCCUAAAGGAUUCAAAACCGCUGCUAAGAAUCUUGCAUGGCUUGCUGCCAUGGAAGAAGUUCAAGCCCUGCAACGUAAUUGUACCUGGACUUUGGUUCCUCGACCUGCCAACACCAACAUUGUGGGUUCCAAAUGGGUGUUUCAAACCAAAUACUUGCCUGAUGGUUCUAUCAAGCGUCUCAAAUCCCGUCUUGUUGCCAAGAGCUACACCUAG